AUAUAUUAAGAAAAAACGUAAAUAUUAGGAUUAACAACCUACGAGGAUCUUUCUUCUCUCCACCAUCGUUGUGUAGUGCGUGUCUCUCCGUAAAUUGCCUUCGACUGUGACAACACACCGAUCGCCAUGAACAUCUUCACCAAGAAACCCACGGCCAAAGAGGCUCUCCGUGAUAGUAAACGACAAAUGACAAACGCCACUAGAGGAAUAGAAAAGGAAAUUGGAGCUCUACAAUUGGAAGAAAAAAAGCUUGUUGCUGAGAUAAAGAGAACUGCUAAGACGGGAAAUGAGGCAGCAACUAAAAUUCUAGCUCGCCAGUUGAUCAGGCUUAGACAACAAAUUGCUAAUCUUCAAGGUAGUCGAGCUCAGAUGAGAGGCAUAGCAACUCACACACAGGCCAUGCAUGCACAUUCUUCUGUUGCUGUUGGCUUGAAAGGUGCUACUAAGGCAAUGGUAGCUAUGAAUAAGCAAAUGGAACCAGCAAAGCAAGCUAAAAUUAUACAAGACUUCCAGAAACAAUCAGCACAGAUGGAUAUGACUACUGAAAUGAUGUCAGAUGCCAUAGAUGAUGCCUUGGAUAAUGAUGAAGCUAAAGAGGAGACUGAAGAGCUGACAAACCAGGUGCUCGAUGAAAUUGGUGUAGAUGUUGCCUCACAGUUAUCAGCAGCUCCCAAAGGGAGAGUCGCAACAAAGAAUGCUGAAAAUGUUAGCAGCUCGGGCAUUGACGAACUUGAGAAGCGUUUGGCAGCUCUUAGAAACCCAUAAAUUUUGCAUGGGAUUGUGAUUCUGGAACUCAAAAGUUUUAAACUGAAAUUCUUUCCUGAAGUAUGUUUUCUUGGGAUUUCACAAGUUGAGUGUGUAUAUACAAUCUUGAAAUUAUUAUGUAUGAAUAAUGAUAUAUUAAAAUUUCUGAGAUGGCUAUUUACUUGUAGAAGUUGUCGUUGGGGAUAUAAGGAAAAACGUUAGUUUGACUCUAUUUGUAAGUGAAUUGCCAAGUCGGUUAAUGUUGUGGCUGGCCGAAGAAAGCUUUUACUUAUAGGUGCAGGUGCUUGUUAGGAAUGAAAUUAGGCAACACGGGAGAAUGAUAGUAGAUUGAACAUGUGUGGAUUCGUUGAUUCUCUGGAAGGGAAAUGCCAAACUUAGUUAAUUGCUCA
Messenger RNA from Glycine soja, 1154 nucleotides. Its product is annotated as vacuolar protein sorting-associated protein 2 homolog 3-like. Gene Ontology annotation, biological process: endosome transport via multivesicular body sorting pathway; late endosome to vacuole transport; protein transport. Gene Ontology annotation, cellular component: ESCRT III complex; multivesicular body. Bases 127 to 765 code for a protein of 212 amino acids. NCBI's taxonomy places the organism in Eukaryota, Viridiplantae, Streptophyta, Magnoliopsida, Fabales, Fabaceae. The transcript is spliced from 11 exons. The record is from RefSeq and is a predicted model, not a curated record.